Molecule: messenger RNA, 684 nt
Organism: Aphanomyces invadans
Lineage: Eukaryota; Oomycota; Saprolegniomycetes; Saprolegniales; Verrucalvaceae
Exons: 1
Coding region: 1-684 (227 amino acids)
Source: RefSeq, a predicted model, not a curated record
AUGUCGACCAAGCCCAAGCGGCGAAACUACACCGACGAGGAGGACCUUAUGCUCCUUCGUCAAGUAGCAUAUGAAAUGCCCUUUCUGGCCCGUCACGGGCUCAUAAUGGACAAGUGGGCGUCGGUGGCGCAGGCGCUUGCGGCCGACGAGAACUUCUCUCGUCCCGAUUUCGAUGCAAAAAAGGCCAACAACCGCUUUGCAGCCCUCCUCGAUGCUCACAAGAAGAGGAACAAGGAAGCUGAGCAAGCGUCUGGGGUGUCAGAAGAAGUGACAGAGAAAGUGACGCUGUUGGACGACUUGCUGGCCGCAUUCGAGGACGCAAAAGAGGAAGAAGCAGCACGUGCUGCAGAAACAAAGAAGGCCAUGGAGGCCAACGAGCAAUUGGGUUUGGUGGUGCGUGACGAGGCGAUGCAAUCCCUUGGUAAGCGAAAGCGGGGCGUAAACGAAGACGAUGCAACAACUACUUCUGGGGGUGGUAAGAUCAUGAAAGUGAUCUCAAUGCUGCACGAACAGUCUGUUUCAGAGCUCACAUUCCAAAGAGAAAAGUUCAAUCGCGAAAUGGAAGAGCGCGAAAAGGACCGCCAGGUUCUCACUGAACAAAUGCGUCAACAGCAUGAAUCGACCUUGAAACAACAAGAGGCUAUGCUUAAAAUCAUGAAUGCCAUGGUAAACAAAUUGCAAUAA